AUGGGCGAGCUACAGUCUACCACUGUCGUAGCCGACGAAAAGGCCAGCAACCUCGAUGCGUCUUCAAUCGACUCUGGCGCCGUCGCCAACCCUCAGGUCGUCGAGACGAUAUUCAUCGAUCCUGACGAAGAAAAGGCCGUUCUUCGCAAAUUUGACAAAUGGGUUCUGCCCCAGGCUUUUGUCUUUAUUCUCCUCAACUACCUGGACAGAUCCAACCUCGGCAACGCUCGCGUCUUUGGCUUUGAAGAGGACAUUGGCCUUGUCGACAACCAGUUUGGCAACCUCGUCACCCUCUUCUUCGUCCCCUACAUCAUCACCGAGGUGUUUUGGGUCACAGCUGUCAAGCGUUUCGGCCCCAACUAUGUCAUCACUGUCGCCUUGUUUGGGUGGUGCAUCGCCACUAUUGCCACGGGCUUCGUGCAGAACUACGGCCAGGCCCUUGCGUGCCGCAUGCUCCUUGGGCUGUUUGAAGCCGGCGUAGCCCCUGCUUUCACCUUCAUCUUCUCCACCAUCUACGACCGCGAAUCUACGGCCAAGCGCGUUGCGCUCAUCAACCUGGCUAAUGCCACGUCGGGUGCCUUUGGGGGCAUGUUUGCGUAUGCCAUCCAGACCAUGGGCACCCGCCGUGGCCUCGAAGCAUGGCGCUGGCUCUUCAUCAUCGAGGGUUCCAUCUCCCUCGCCAUCUGCGGCGGCUGUCUCUGGUCCUUCCCCAACAAGCCCGAGACGGCCUGGUUCCUGAAUGAAGACGAAAAGGCCCUCAUCGUCGCCAUUUUCGGGUACGGCACCUUCCUGCCGACUCUCAUUCGCGGCUUUGGCUACAACGCCUUCGAGGCCAACUACCUGACCAUUCCCGUGUACGCCCUCGGCGCUAUUUCUCUCGCCACGCAGGCCUACUGGUCCGACCGUCUCAAGAAGCGUGCGCUGUUCCUUCUCGUCUCCGCCUGUCCAGUUAUUGCCGCUUACCUUAUCUGCAUCGGCACGCCGAACCGCGUGGCCGGUUACGUGGCCAUGUUCAUCCUGGUCACGGGCGUCUACUCCUUCUCGUGUCUCAUGAUGACCUGGGUCGCGACCAACCUCGUGCCGGACUACAAGCGAUCCGUCGGUCUGCCCAUCUUCGCGAGCAUUGGCAACUGCAGCGGUCUCGUCGCCGGGCAGCUGUACCCCAAGUCGCAGUCGCCGCGGUACGUCGUGGGCAACUCGAUCUCCGCGGGACUCGAGGCCGUGGCGGCCAUCUUUGUCGCCCUGACCUGGCUGCUUCUGAGGCGUCGUAACCAGCAAAAGGAUAAGCUGAUUGCCGAGGGUGCGACGAGCAACGGAAUGGAGGGCGACAGGGGGCUGGACUUCAAGUACGACCUGUGA
Messenger RNA from Verticillium alfalfae VaMs.102, 1359 nucleotides. Its product is annotated as high-affinity nicotinic acid transporter. The transcript has 2 exons. Gene Ontology annotation, molecular function: transmembrane transporter activity. Gene Ontology annotation, biological process: transmembrane transport. The coding region runs from base 1 to 1359 and encodes 452 amino acids. Gene Ontology annotation, cellular component: membrane. NCBI's taxonomy places the organism in Eukaryota, Fungi, Ascomycota, Sordariomycetes, Glomerellales, Plectosphaerellaceae. The record is from RefSeq and is a predicted model, not a curated record.